This is a messenger RNA of Penicillium crustosum, 7200 nucleotides long. RefSeq lists its product as uncharacterized. The transcript has 2 exons. Bases 1 to 7200 code for a protein of 2399 amino acids. The record is from RefSeq and is a predicted model, not a curated record. Gene Ontology annotation, molecular function: catalytic activity; phosphopantetheine binding. Gene Ontology annotation, cellular component: cytoplasm. Gene Ontology annotation, biological process: secondary metabolite biosynthetic process; amino acid activation for nonribosomal peptide biosynthetic process. NCBI's taxonomy places the organism in Eukaryota, Fungi, Ascomycota, Eurotiomycetes, Eurotiales, Aspergillaceae.
AUGAAAGCUGCAUGGGCCCUGGUACUGCGAUCAUAUACCAGUCAGGACCAAGUCUGUUUUAGGGUCGCAAAUGAAACGGCAAUUGGCAGCUCGACAGAUGUCGGUGGGAUGUGUUACGCUCAUAUUGCCGCGUCAACUACCGGACGACUUCUUUUACGCCAUGUCAUGGAGUUCUAUGAAAGUGCUUCAUGUGGCUCUUCGGGUGAAAAUCAAGAUAAUCAUCGUCGAUUAGUCAACACGGCCGUCUAUGAAGACCGUUCCGAUGACCGGCUGGAAAGCAUCGACCUCCUUCACAACUCUGAUGUUCAGGUGCGAAUCCGUUAUGAUAUAGAGAAUGUAGUCGAGUCAACUGUGAUUGAAUACAAAUGCAAUACUCUGUCCGGUGAGCAAGCAAAGGCCAUUGCAGGCACACUGCGUCAUACCAUAUCGGAGAUCAUUCACAACCUCGACACGCCUGUUAUAGAGCUUACAUUAUGCAGCCGGGCGGAUACCGAUCAAAUGAUUGACUGGAAUGCAUCUCUUGGAACCGACAGCUCGUGGAACCCGGAAUGCGUUCACGACAUCAUUUUGCGUCGGGGUCGAGACAGUCUUGAUCAGGCCGUGUCCGCGUGGGACGGCGAGUUGACCUAUGGCGAGCUCGUAGAACAGUCCACUCAUCUCACUGCCCAACUCAUAGCUAUGGGCAUCGGCCCAGAAACCUUCAUCCCGUUGUGCUUUGAGAAGUCCAAGAUGGUAGUGGUAGCACUCCUCGGGGUCAUCCAAGCUGGUGCUGCUUUUGUCUUACUGGAUCCUUCUCAUCCUAUCGAUCGACUGAAGAAAAUUUGCAAGUCGGUGUCUGCUCCGUUGGUGGUAUCCUCACUCAGCUGUGCCGCUCUGUCUCAUCAACUGGCUGAGCAGACUUUGUGUCUCGACAAGGAACCCCCAACCACCUCUGAGCUACCUCCCUUAUCGGUAUCUCGAUGUACGCCGAGAAAUCCAAUAUACGCAGUAUUCACGUCUGGUAGCACUGGGGAACCCAAGGGCCUAGUCAUGGAGCACGGGGCGUUUUGUACCUCCACGAAGCGAUCGGCCACAGCCCUCCGAUUAGGUCCGGAUAUGCGUCGGCUGCAGUUUUCCUCCCAUUCAUUUACCAUGUGCAAUCGAGAACUCCUCACAACUUUGCUGGUUGGGGGAUGCAUAUGCAUUCCAUCCGAACCGGAACGGAUUGGCGACCUUGCCGGGUUCAUCAACCGUCAUCGCGUCAACUAUGCCCAUCUGACCCCUGCCUUAGCCGAGCUCCUCUCCCCUGAUUCUGUCCCGACUCUGCGCGUUCUAUCUGUGGGAGGCGAUAGAAUUGGCAGGUCGCAGCUGAAGAACUGGGUAAAUAGGGUUGAGCUGAUAUAUGGAUACGGUGCCAGCGAGACUGCCGGGCCGGCUGCUGUGGUCUCUGUUCAGAGCUCAGACUGGGACCCUCAUAUUAUCGGUCAUUCCCAUGAUUCGGCUCUUUGGGUGGCCGAUCCAGAUAAUUCUGACCGCUUGGUUCCCAUCGGGGCAGUCGGGGAGCUGCUCAUCCAGGGCCCUGGAUUAGCCCGACACUAUUUGAACGAUGAGUUGCGUACCAAACGGCAGUUCUUAGGCCGUGUGGAAUGGCAACCCCAGCCUUCACAAAGUCGGCUAUAUCGCACUGGGGACUUGGUUCGUUAUAAUAUGGAUAGGUCCAUCUACUACAUUGGCCGCAGAGACAGCCAAAUCAAAGUUAAUGGUCAGCUGAUCGUUCUGGCUGACAUUGAGGAACACAUCAAAAGCUGCCCGAACCUGGGAGUUAAGGAUGUCACAGUCGUAGCUCUCUCCUCUGGAGAUAGAGACGAUGUUCAGAGACAUAGGAAACUCGCAGCCUUUGUGGGAAAAGCAUCACCCCAAGGUAUAGGGGAAACUGAGCCCGAAAUCCUCCCGGACAGUGUGUCAAGCCCCUGGGCUGACAAGUUGGAGACAUACCUGACAACUGUCCUACCUCGGUUCAUGAUCCCCGCACAUUUCGUGUUCAUGAAUAGGCUGCCAUUGACAAAGUCUGGCAAGGUAGACCGGGUGCAGCUGAUGAAAACACCACUGAACCUACCAAAAGACUUCGAUCAAGCCAGCCCAGAACCGUGUAUGACAUCUGAGGAGAAGGCACUGCAAACUAUAUGGGCAGAAACCCUUAACACUCAACCCCCUGGGCGACAUGACGAUUUUUUCAGAAUCGGGGGAGAUUCUUUGCAGGCCAUUAUGACUGUUUCCAUGCUGAAGGAGGCAGGUUUAACACUCACUGUCAGCGAUAUUUUCAAGCAUAGAACACUGGCGGCAAUCGCGUCGGCCAUUACUAAAGAAGCCUCGGGCCACAUAUGCGCCCCGCCGCUACCAUUUGCUCUCUUGCCUACGGAUGGAAACCUUCAAAAGGCCGUGGCUUCUGAGUUGGAAGUUGAUCCAAAUAUGAUAGAAGACAUCUAUCCAUGCACGCCAAUGCAAGAAGGGCUGAUGGCCUUGUCGACGAAAAGCCCCGGCGCCUAUAUCGCCCAACUCCGUUGGAGGCUGUCAGAGAGCAUAGAUAUGGCCAGGUUCAGGAAUUCAUGGAUGGCUGUUUGGGACUCAAAUCCAAAUCUGCGGACACGUAUUGCGCGACUGGACCAAAGUAUGUUCCAAGUGGUUAUGCGGCAUGAAAUUCCAUGGGAAGUCCUUGAAGAUGAGGGUCAGCUUCCUGUAGUCAACGUCGACCAUGGUCCACUUGUGCGAUUCGCAAUCACAUCAGGUUUACAAUCGUUCUUUCGCAUCGCUAUUCACCAUUCAAUCUUCGAUGCGUGGUCACUCAACCUUCUCCUUGAGCAGGUGGAGCAGGCGUACCGUGGGAACCAUAUUACAUUGCAUCCGUUCAGCCUAUUUGUCCAGCAUAUCCAUGCCCGUGCUCCUUCAUCGUCUGAUCAGUUUUGGCGAGCCGAGUUCGCAGGAUUCAGCGGUUGUUCUUUCCCUGAAAAUCGUGAACCUGUGGCUACACCCUCCGAGGUUGUAAGCACUAUGACGCACUCCGUUGACGUGAAAACAUCGCCAGGUGCCGAAUCCACCAGGGCAUCAGCACUUCGGCUAGCCUGGGCUAUGGUCAUAUCACAAGAGGUCGGUUCCAAGGAUGUGAUAUUCGGGACAGUCGUCACGGGGCGUAGUGCUUCUAUGCAAGGAAUUGACAGAGUUUCUGGCCCUGUUCUCGCCACGGUGCCAGUUCGCAUCAAAUUAAAUUCUUCUGACUCCGUCCAGAAGGCACUAUGCGGUGUUCAGGAGCAAUUGACCCGAAUGAUUGACCAUGAACAGACUGGGUUGCAGAAUAUCCGCCAGGCUGGAUCCGAAGCUGCUGCAGCCUGUAACCUGCAAAAUCUGUUGAUCAUCCAAGAUCGCCAAAGGAAGUCCGCCAUGCGGUCAGGCCUCUUCAGUGAUUUGAUCACCACUGAGGCGGAUUAUCUCCUGCCAUUUGCAAGCUAUCCGUUACAGCUCAUAUGUGAGCUAGAGAAAGAUGGCCUCACUAUGAAGGUAUCCUUCAGCUCCCAGUUUAUUUCAGAGGCAGAUACUCGGCGGAUCCUGCAUCAGCUGGGACAUAUAUAUGUCCAGCUCCUGCUCGAUCAACACCAGACAAUCGGUGGUGUCAAUGUCGUUCCACCUUGGGAUCUUGAAAAAUUGCAGAAUUGGAAUAGUAAUGUUCCAAUUGCUUCUCAUGCCUCUAUACACAGCCUCAUUGGAGCCCGCUGCCGUGCACAACCGAGUUCCUUGGCUGUUUAUAGUCAUGAUGUUCAACUAACAUAUGGAGAUCUCAGUAUGCAUGCAGAUCGGUUGGCGAGCUCUCUUAUUCUGAAAGGCGUUCAAAGAGGAGACAUAGUGCCGCUGCUUUUUGAAAAAAGCCCAUGGGCAACAGUAGCCAUGCUGGGGGUUCUUCGGGCAGGGGCGGCCUUCCUAAUGCUACCCUCGUCAUACCCAACCCAGCGUUUGAAACACCUCGUGUCUGCGGUAGAUGCGCGGAUCAUUGUGUCGUCAGUGGCUUGUGCAGAGGUCAGCCAUGGCAUGCAUGCGAAUGUCUUCAUAUUUUCUAGUAGCCAUACAGAAGGCCUAUCAAACGCACCUCCAAUGCCACAUGUUGAACAAAGCUCCCCUGCUUUCGUGCUAUUCACUUCAGGCUCGACUGGGGAACCCAAAGGAAUCGUGACCUCUCACGGUGCUAUAAGUACUGCGGCAGAGAACAUAUGUUGUUCUCUCCGGUUGACGCCGAGAUCCCGUGUUCUGCAACUCUCCUCAUACGCGUUCGACGUUAGCAUCAAUGAAACCCUACUAUCCCUUGCUGUCGGUGCUUGCAUUUGUGUUCCCACUGAGCAUGAGAGAGAGAAUGACCCAAGCAAGGCGGCAAGAGAUAUGCAGGCAAACUGGCUUUUCACCACUCCGUCCAUGCUGCGGUUGCUGAGUCCAACAGACGCUCCAACUUUGAGAACGAUAGUUUUGGGAGGCGAGCCACUUCCACGAAAUUUGGUCUGUGCAUGGGAAUCGUACGUGGAAAUCAUUCAAGUGUACGGUCCCGCUGAGUGUACUCUCGUCCCAACUGUUCGACUUGAUGUCCGAUCGGAUUCAGAUCCGAGAGACAUCGGACCUUCCACUGGAACCGCUACGUGGAUAGUAGACCCCAACAACCAUGAUCGCUUACUCCCAAUUGGUGUGACAGGCGAGCUUUUACUAGAGGGACCGACCAUGGCACUAGGGUAUCUCAAAAAUCCGGAACAAACUGCUGCCACCUUUAUCAAAAGUCCCUGCUGGCUGACUCGCCUGCGGACGCCGUCGCAGCCAGGACCAGUAUAUAAAACCGGUGACCUAGUGCGCUAUGCCCCGGACGGCAGCAUAAUCUUUCUGGGGCGCAAAGAUCUCCAGGUAAAAUUCCAUGGGAUCCGAAUAGAGCCCGGCGAGUUAGAGCACCAGAUUACAACCCUAUCAAAAUCUGUCAGCGAGGCCAUUAUCGAGGUAAUCCGGCCUCAAAGCCAGACGAACGGAGACCGUCUGGUAGCGUUUGUACGUCCCUGUUCCGGGAUAGAUUGGGGAUCGAGCAAUCUCCAACAGUGUUCAUUUAUUGAAUCGCCAUCAAGUCGGUUCUUUGACGAUAUAACCGUCCUGCACUCUCACCUGAGUCGCUCCCUUCCUCGCCAUAUGCUCCCCUCGCUAUACGUGCCUCUAGUCACGAUGCCGCAUACCCCGAGUGGUAAAGUGAACCGCCGGCUUUUACGAGAGGAGGUAUCGUCAUGGACUCAAGAUCGAGUUCUGACAUACAGCAGCGAAAAGCAACAUGCAGGGUCCUUCGUCUCGCCAACGACGAACUGUGGCCGCAUUCUUCGCAGACUAGUUGCCAACGUGCUCGGCCUUGAGCCGGAGAGCGUUAACAUGGCUAGUGAUUUCUUCGACAUUGGCGGAGACUCCAUUACCGCCACUUUAUUAUCUACCGCAGCCAGGAGAGAAGGCCUUAUUGCCACUGUUCAAGAUAUCUUAAAACACCGAAUCCUGUCGGAAAUCCCGAUCAAGACUAACCUCCCUCCUCUGGAGCAAGCACAUCCCCAUAGAGUGCGCAGGCAUCCUACUCACGAAAUGGCCGUUAUCCGGGCUGAAAGGCUCCGUGAUCUUGUGGCCGACGUACUCAACAUCAAGAACAGCGAAGUUAACGUCGAGAGUAACUUCUUCGCGCUUGGAGGGAGCGCCUCUACUGGUCGUCAGCUACUGGUUCUGGCGAGCGAGCAGGGGAUCCAUCUUACUGACGAGAUUAUACGCGACCAUCCCAUCGUAUCCUAUAUCGCCACAAUGGCAAGUGAGGAUGCUGCCAACGGUGUUGGUCCAGGAUUAGGCGCCUAUUGGUCCCCUCACCUCGGCCGACUAUCUGAGCAGCUUUCAGGUGAUGACCUGAAAAAUAUCGACGAAGUACUUCCCAUCACAGAAUUUCAGAGAUUCAGCUUCCAGUUCAUGCGGUAUCGCUAUUUUAGAAUUCAGCUAAAUCAGGGAUUCGACCAUGGCCGCCUGCUGCGUGCCUGUCAGAGCUUAGUGAAUCAUCACUCAAUCCUCCGGACAGGUUUUGCAAUCGACAAUGGCGGUGGACUGCAAUUCACAUUCCGUUCCUGGGAUGUACAAUUCCACAAGUACAGUGUGGAUGACCUCGAGGAGCACUGCAGGAAGGACUGCACAGUUGCUGAGCCACCUUAUUGCGGAAAGCCUCCUCUUCAGAUCCAGUUGGUGGCACUUCCAAAUACGAAUGUUUUUCUGGUGUUUCGGCUGGCGCACGCCCUGUGGGAUAUCCACUCACUAAAAAUCAUUGCGGAAGAUCUUUCUGAUCUAUACAACGGCGGGCUGUUGCUGCCCACCACCCCAUUCUCCGAAUAUGUACGCGCUGCGAGGGAUCUGCGCAGUGAGGCUGCCUACAGCACCUGGAGAUCGAUACUUGACGGGUCCCAUGUCACACAUCUUACAGGCCAAUCGUUAUCUGUGCCGAUGGAUGUCUCGCCACAGGAGACGGAAUAUCUCGUCGACGCUCGGAAGGUGAUCCCUAUGAUCUCCGUCCCUCACCAUGUCACUCUCUCGACGCUCCUUAAGACAGCAUGGGCUGUGACGCUUCGCUAUCUCUUUCCUUCCCAGCCACAUGACUCAACCGAGAAGUCAUGUCUCCAGGACGUUGUCUUUGGUCAGGUCGUUCUCGCAAGAAGCCAUGGACUUCCGCAUGAGGACCGAAUUGUAGGUCCAUGUCUGAGCACCAUUCCUGUGCGCGCCCACUUCGACCGAGUCACUUCAAAGUUGGCUUUGCUGCAGCAGGUUCAAGAGCAGUUAAUCAGCACGAUGCCGUUCGCAACGCUAGGCUUCGACGACAUUGUCCGGAAUUGCACUCCCUGGCCAUCAUCCACCACCCUUCCCAGCUAUGUACGCAUCCAAAAUUACGAUUCUCAAUCCACCUGUUCGCUUGAUGGGUUCCAGUGCGAUUGCAGCCACAGUGGUCUUCCCAACAAGCCCACCCAAUCGGCCAAUAUUCAUAUUCGGCCAACCACCACCGAUUUGCAUGUCGGUAUCACGGUAUCCAGUCAUGUUUUAGGCCCCAAACAGUCGCAGUAUGUAGUUGAAUGCUUCUGCAAGGUCAUUCAGGCUUUUGACAGUGCUUGCAUUCAAGAGCUCCCAGAUGUUGGCCCUCCAUGCUGA